Molecule: messenger RNA, 543 nt
Organism: Anopheles funestus (African malaria mosquito)
Lineage: Eukaryota; Metazoa; Arthropoda; Insecta; Diptera; Culicidae
Product: cytochrome c oxidase subunit 6C-like
Exons: 3
Coding region: 136-372 (78 amino acids)
Source: RefSeq, a predicted model, not a curated record
UCAUCCUGUCAGCUGUACACGCGUUUAUAUCUACAUCGAGUAUACUUUGGCUGUCAAAUUUGUCUUUUUUCACACUGCUUUGGUUUUGCGGAACUAAGAUUUGGUGCUGCGAAAAACAGAACACACCCGACCAAGAUGUCUGAAGUCGCUGCUAGAAUUCCGAAACCGGUGCUGCGUGGUCUCCACAAUGCCACCAUCAAGCGCAACCUGAUCGUGUCCGGCGUCCUGUGCACCAUUGCUGUCGUUGCGAUGAAAGUGAUGCACAACGACCCCAAGGUUCGCGAUUACGCCGAGUUCUACAAGACCUACGAUGCGAACAAGGCUUUCCAGCGCAUGAAGGAUGCCGGUCUGCUGCAGUCGGUCAAAAAUUAGAUAUGGCUCCUACGCGAAGCGCUAUUUAGUAACAGAGAAGAGGAAGAGAGAGAGAGAGAGAUAAUGAGAGAGAAAACAAUGUAUGAGCCACUGGAAUCAAGGUGCAUGAUUGCAUUCUAGAAACCAAUGGAAAUCGUACAGUAAAAUAAAUUCCGGUUAAUCCAAAUGUUA